AUGGGUGUGAUGGCCGUCCAUCUAUUCAUCACGAUUCUCCUCCUUUUCCAUCAAAUUUCAUCGUCCAUUCAACAAAGCGAGCAAUUGGAUCAAUUCACAUCUCCGAAUGAUCGAGAUGAGAUUCUGUCUCGUGAUCGUCGUACUUUGAAAAGAACUCAGAAUACGGAAGCAAGAGACGGAAAAGCCAAGAUUGGAGAGCUCGAAAGGAAAAUCAACGCGUCGCAGACCGAAAACUCUGACUUCGAAACCCAAAUAGAUCGAACGAUGACUUUUUUGGAUCUGUAUCGGGAUGGAUGGUCGUAUUUGGCAAAAACCGCUUCGUGGUACAAGGUGAUAGAACAAGGAAUGUCAUUCGAUAAAGCCGAGGCACACUGUGCGAGUCGAAGGAGCCAUCUAGUCUCCAUUCACAGUCAGGAAGAGCACGAUUUUGUUUGGACUCUCGCGGGAACUGUUGAUUCGAGUCGGUCGUACCAGAUCGGAAUGAAGAGAGAUCCGAACGAAGGAAAUACUUUUGAAUGGACGGAUGGAAGUUCGGUGGAUUUCACGAAUUGGGCGGUUGGAGAGCCGGAUUCGAACACCCACGCUUAUGUGAGAUUUUCAGCG
Messenger RNA from Mesorhabditis belari, 603 nucleotides. Lineage: Eukaryota; Metazoa; Nematoda; Chromadorea; Rhabditida; Rhabditidae. The record is from the annotation of a GenBank genome assembly.